Lampris incognitus (smalleye Pacific opah) is the source of this 1966-nucleotide messenger RNA. RefSeq names its product bestrophin-2-like. The transcript has 9 exons. NCBI's taxonomy places the organism in Eukaryota, Metazoa, Chordata, Actinopteri, Lampriformes, Lampridae. Bases 89 to 1966 code for a protein of 625 amino acids. Gene Ontology annotation, molecular function: chloride channel activity. The record is from RefSeq and is a predicted model, not a curated record.
UGAUAAAAUCGUUUAGCCCGGCUGGUUGUGUAAUUAUUCUAGAAUUCACUGCUCCUCUUUUAUAGCGCUGGUCUUCAAAGAAUCACAAAUGACUGUCACCUACACGGCAAGAGUAGCCAAUGCCCGCUUCUGUGGCUUCUCCAAACUGCUUCUAGCCUGGAGAGGGAGCAUCUACAAGGUCUUAUACAAGGAGGUCUUGGCUUUCUUUGCCAUGUACACAGCUAUCAGCAUCACUUACAGAUUUUUACUCUAUGAGGACCAGAAGCGGUAUUUUGAAAAGCUGGCAAUUUAUUGCAACCACUAUGCUAGUCUCAUCCCAAUGUCUUUUGUACUGGGUUUCUAUGUGACCCUGGUGGUGAACCGCUGGUGGAGUCAGUACACCUGCAUCCCACUCCCCGACAGGCUCAUGUGCACCCUCUCAGGAGGCCUGCAGGGCAGCGAUGAACGGGGACGGAUGCUGAGACGCACCAUGAUGCGCUAUGCCAGUCUGUCAGCCCUCCUCAUCCUCCGCUCCGUCAGCACGGCUGUAUUCAAGCGCUUCCCCACCAUGGACCAUGUGGUGGAAGCUGGGUUCAUGACUCGAGAGGAGCGCAAGAAGUUUGAGAGUCUCCAGUCUCCCUACAACAAGUACUGGAUCCCCUGCGUGUGGUUCACCAACCUGGCUGCCAUUGCCCGCUGUGAAGGAAGGAUCAAAGAUGACAGCACUCUCAAACUGCUGCUCGAGGAGCUGAAUGUGUUCAGAGGAAACUGCAGCAUGCUUUUUCAUUAUGACAUGAUCAGUGUGCCCCUGGUGUAUACCCAGGUCGUGACCUUAGCAGUGUACAGUUUUUUCCUGGUGUGCCUAAUUGGUCGCCAGUUCCUGGACCCCAGCCAAGGCUAUCCAGGUCAUGACCUUGACCUCUACGUGCCCAUCUUCACCCUGCUUCAGUUCUUCUUUUAUGCCGGCUGGCUCAAGGUUGCAGAGCAGUUGAUCAACCCGUUCGGAGAAGAUGAUGAUGACUUUGAGACCAACUGGUUGAUAGACAGGAACUUCCAGGUGUCCAUGAUGGCGGUGGAUGAGAUGUAUGGGGAUCUGCCUUUAAUAGAAAGAGACCGCUACUGGAAUGACUCCAACCCUCGCCCGCCCUACACUGCGGCCACUCUUUUUGUCCUGCGCAAGCCCUCCUUCCAGGGAUCCACCUUCGACAUGGCGAUUCCUAAGGAGGAGAUGCACUUCCAGCCUCUGGAGAAUAUUGCAGAGAAUCUGGAGGAGACAGGCAGCCGUCACCCCAACAUGGCCCUCUUCAACCGGCUUCUUAACGUCGCCCCCUCCCCUAAUGGGCUCAUGGGAGGGGCUCUCCGCCGCACCUCAGCUCAGCUCCAGCGGUUACGCCACUCCCCUAGCAUUGACCCACCGACUAGCGACGAUGAUAAUGAUGAUGAUAACGAAGGUGGAAAACUUGGCAAAGGAGGCUCUCUACCCUCGGGGCUGUGCCAGGACACCCAGAGCACCGUGUGUAGUUUCAGGGGGGAGAAGAGUGCCAGAACACCUCUGCUAGAGAUUCAAUUUGGGGCAGGCUGGGAGAGACGGGAAAUGAAGGGAGAAGGGGAAGUGGGGGCUAAGGGGAACUUUUUAGGAGAGGUGAUGGAGAAGGCAGGGAAAGCAGAGAGAACAGCAGGAGACGUCCAGUCAUCUGUGUCACUGCUUCCUCCCCCCUUUCAACCUUCCAGAGAGACCUCCACCAAACCAGCCUCAGCGACUCCUCACAUUUCCCUUAACGCCUCCACCCUUUUGCCCCGCCCUACUACACUUUCCUCCCAAGAGCUCUUCAGCUCCCAGCCAGUAAUCAACCAGAGCAGAGCUGCACCCUCAUUCCCCAAGCCUCCCAUUGGUGGUGCCAAGAUGUCCUUCCUCACCGUGCCGUCAUACAAUGUCUGUCAGCGUUUGCGCAGUGUUAGCAUGGGGUCGGAGUUCACAAGCUCGUAA